Molecule: messenger RNA, 3329 nt
Organism: Patella vulgata (common limpet)
Lineage: Eukaryota; Metazoa; Mollusca; Gastropoda; Patellidae
Product: beta-1,4-mannosyltransferase egh
Exons: 2
Coding region: 272-1621 (449 amino acids)
Cellular component (GO): cytoplasm
Molecular function (GO): beta-1,4-mannosyltransferase activity
Source: RefSeq, a predicted model, not a curated record
CAAUGUAAGGCCUACACGUGGAUUGCCUCAUAAAGAUUAGCUUUGAUAGUGAGCCUUUAAUUACACGUGAUGAGUAAUUCAAAAUAGUAACGGACCAAAUAUGAAUGCGUAAAGUAAGACACGAGUUCGAUUCACUGUUUGAAAGGCCUGUAAACCGGCUUAUAUUACUUAUUGGAAAACUAAUUAUGACCUGUGAUGGCCCUUUUUAGACUGUAACACGUGUGACUUGGAAUAUUGUUGUGGAAACUGAUUCCGUGACGCCGCCAACACUAUGCAUAGGUACAUUAAACACUGUUUGAUAAUCGGCCUUUGGUUAUUUUUACUCGCUUUUUGUUUAAAGUUUAUCCAUAUACAUGAAAUCGAGGAUGGGCGACUUUAUUUUAUCUGCAGCAUUCUGCAGUUUCUGAUUUUGUUUCCGAUAGUUUUAAAUGUGACAGGUCUGUUCGGAUUGCUCUUCAUCAACUGUUACCCAGAUAAACCGGUACUGAAAAGGUCCUCAAAAUACUUACCUUUUGAGACCUUCAUGUGUUUCCGUGUUGUAACUCGUGGACUCUAUCCGCAACUCGUUAAAACAAGUUUGCAGCGGAAUAUAGACAUAUGUAUGAAAUUAGGACUGUCGAAUUAUGUAUUUGAAGUAGUCACCGAUGAAUUCAUUGGAAUAAAAGAAAGUCUAAACGUGCGGGAAGUGGUUGUACCGGAGAAUUAUCAAACCAAACAUGGAUCUCGAUAUAAAGCACGUGCUUUACAAUAUUGUUUAGAAGAAGGAGUAAAUAUAUUGAGUGAUAAUGAUUGGAUAAUACAUUUAGAUGAAGAAACGUUAAUGACUGAAAGCAGUUUAAUUGGUGUGAUUAAUUUUAUAAAUGAUGGUCAAUACGAAUUUGGUCAAGGUGUCAUUACCUACGCUAACGAGGAAAUUGUUUGUUGGAUAACGACAUUGGCCGAUUGUAUACGAGUUGGUAUUGAUUAUGGACUGAUAAGAUUUAGUUUAGGACAAUUACACCGUCCAAUUUUCAAUUGGAAGGGGUCAUUCAUUGUCGCCAAUGCCGGGGCAGAAAAAAGCGUCUCUUUUGAUUUUGGACUUGAAGGCAGCAUUACCGAAGAUUGUUAUUUCGGAAUGAAAGCCUGGGAAAUGGGAUACAGAUUUAACUUUAUCGAAGGCGAGAUGUGGGAGAAGAGUACUUUUUCAGUCAUGGAUUAUAUACGACAGCGAAGGCGGUGGUUUCUGGGAAUCUCAAAGGUGUUUUUAAGUAAUAAUAUAAAACUACCCUACAGGACAGGAUUAUUUUUUCUUCUAACAAGUCAGUUAUCAGUGCCCUUUCUCACAGCGAGUGCCUUAAUUGGUAUACCUAAGAACUCACAAUUGCGCAUCGUAUUUGUUGUUCAAACCGCAAUCUUCAUGUUCAUUUUCAUAGUUGGUGUGAUGAAAUCCUUUCAACAUCACCGAUGUAAAUGGUGGCUACCUCUCUUCGCCUUUUUCAUAGCGUUCCCAAUGAGCGUAGUGUUAUCGGUGCUUGAAACUUCGGGUACAUAUUGGGCUGUUACCAGAUGGUCUCAAGUCGGCUUUCAUAUAGUCAACAAAAAUAUCUCACCAGUAAACAAUCGUGAAAUUAGAAUUAUAUAAUUUGAUUAAAAUACAGAUCUUAUUUCGUUUCGUUUUUUAGUUCAAAAUUUUGUUUCACUUGUCUUUACUACACUAGGAUCUGGAAGAGUUGUUGUCAUUGACGUGUUCUGAAUGAUGUGAGCUAUUAGCCAAUGAAACGGUCUGUUACGGCGAGCUUUAGGCGUGUUUUGCACGGAACUGUGGGUAAUCCACUAGUAACAUCAAUGCUGAUUGGUUAAUCAAAUGUCUGACGUCAUAGGUCAAUAUCCGCUCGUAUGACCUCUGACGCGACGUAUCGCUACAACCGGUCAGAUCUUCAUGUAGUGUAGGCCAUCGAAAGUUUUUUUUUAAAAAAAAAACGAAACGAAAUGUAGAUCUGUAUUUGAAUCAGAUUGAGUGCCGACUGAAGUCUAGGGACUCGAGAUCUAGGGGGCCUUCGACCAAGAUCUAUAAAAUUUCUGACAUUGCCAUAAGCCUUCCCGUCUUCAUUAGCCCAAUCAGUACUGAACAAUAAGACGUUAAACCCCCUUUUCAUUUCAUUCCAUGACCUUUUAUUACACGCACUGUAGUCUUAAACACCCGCCACUAUAGAUGGUCUACUCUUACUUGGAAUUCCAACUAUCACAGCUUCUUUUCCGUACAUGCCAAGGUGUACACGAUCCCACAGGGUUCCUUGACAAAGGGAAACCUUACUCGGAUAGCUGGUUCGAUCCCAGUGUUGGCCGGUAAAGUUCUUCGGGAGUUUUUGGUGUUGUAUCCCCUUGACAGUGGUGCAUGAUGGGGCGUCUGACAAGGAGAGCUAUCUAGUCGUUCGGAUGGGACAAAUAACCGAGGUUCCGUGUACACAUUGGCGGGCACGUAAAAGAUCCCUUGACCCUUAGAUUUUGAUAUAACAGUCGGAGCUGAACAAAAGGGCGUUAAACCUCAUCUCAUUUUAUUUAUAUAAUUAUUUAGGUAGUUAGAUGUGCUUUUUUCAUUAUUAGAGACUAGUUUCUAGUUUUUAUAUCAUAUUAUGUUAAUUUAUGUUCCAUAAACAUCUAGUUAUGUUAAUCUAUGAUCCAUAAACAUCUAUGAUCCAUAAACAUCUGUGUUCCAUAAAUCUUUUGUUAUAACAUUAAAUAAAUAAAUAAAUUUUAUUCGUACACUAAGUACAAUAAAAAUGAAAAAUAAAUACAUAUAAAUAUAUACAAGUUCUCAAUUAAUACAGAGUUGAUUAAUUAUUUCAUUUAAGUUUAUAUAUUCAGAUAGUGAACAAUCUCUUAAAUCUACGUAUUCUCUUAUAGCAUUUCCUAUUCUCUUAUCAUUUUGCUUCCAGGAACUUUUAUCGUGACAUUCUAUUUUAUUUACAAUAUUUAACAAUGACUUACUUGUAUGAUAAGUAAUUGAUAUUAUUGCACAUAGUAGACUGACUUCCCAACCACGCAGUACGUCAACAUAUAUGAAUACAUAAGUUACUACUAUGUAUUAUACUAUGAUAAAACUUAAUAAAACGUUUAUGGAACUGGGUUUCAAUUGAAACAUCCUGACAUAUAAUAUUCAAUAAACUAUUAUGGGUUCUUGGGGAAAUGUUGAAUACUUUCCUAACCCGUUUUCUCCAGGCUACAUAAAAACUCUCUAAUGACUUUUGUGAGAAAUCCCAUAGUUGGCUCCCAUACAGGGGCAUACAAUAAGUUUUAAAUAAUUUAUAUUGAAUAGUUUACUUUGUCUGCACCUUCUCAGAAAAUGAUCG